UUAAAAAGGCAGGCUUUGAUUCUCAAGCAUCACAACCAAAGCUAAAAACUUCCAUUAUCCCUCCUCUAUAACUUGUACUAUAUAUAUAUAUACAAACACUUGGAAAAAAAAAAUUAGAAAAGGUAUAGGUAGUUUUGUUAAGUAAUUUGGCUAAAUGGGAAGGUCACCUUGUUGUGAGAAGGCACAUACAAAUAAAGGAGCAUGGACUAAAGAAGAAGAUGAAAGACUUAUUGCUUACAUUAGAGCUCAUGGUGAAGGUUGUUGGAGGUCUCUUCCUAAAGCUGCUGGACUUCUCCGAUGCGGCAAAAGUUGUCGUCUCCGAUGGAUUAAUUACUUGAGACCUGAUCUGAAACGUGGUAACUUUACUGAAGAAGAAGAUGAACUCAUUAUCAAACUACAUAGCCUCCUUGGAAACAAGUGGUCGCUUAUAGCAGGAAGAUUACCCGGAAGAACAGAUAACGAGAUAAAAAAUUAUUGGAACACGCAUAUAAGAAGAAAGCUUUUGAGUCGGGGUAUUGAUCCAACGACACAUCGGUCAAUCAACGAGCCUACUACGUCACCAAAAGUGACAACCAUUACUUUUGCUGCUGCUCAUGACAGUACUAAAGAUAUUGAUCAUCAAGAUCAUAUGAUAAAUAUCAAAGCCGAAUUUGUUGAAUCGAGCAAAGAAGAUAAUAAUGAAAUUCAAGAAAAGUCAUCAUGUCUUCCUGACUUAAAUCUUGAGCUCAGAAUUAGUCCUCCACACCAUCAACAAAUGGAUCAUCAUCGUCAUCAACGAUCAAGCUCUUUAUGUUUUACAUGUAGUUUGGGUAUACAAAACAGUAAAGAUUGCAGUUGCAGUGAAACUAAUGGAACUAAUGGAUGCAGUAAUAAUAUUGCAAGUAUGAACAUUAUGGCUGGUUAUGACUUUUUGGGCUUGAAGACUAAUGGUCUUUUGGACUAUAGAACUUUGGAAACUAAGUGAUUGGAUAAGUAUUAUGCAUCAUGAUCUUAAUUUGAUGUGUAUAGAGAAAAAAAAAAGAGUAUAAGAAUGUCAAGAGAGAAUUGUAAAAGAGAGUUGAGAAUAUUAAUCUUCUAGCUAAUUUUUUCUCUUGGUUGUAAACUUUUACAGUAUAAUUACAUUUAGUUCAAAACA
Molecule: messenger RNA, 1135 nt
Organism: Solanum dulcamara
Lineage: Eukaryota; Viridiplantae; Streptophyta; Magnoliopsida; Solanales; Solanaceae
Product: myb-related protein 308-like
Exons: 2
Coding region: 155-964 (269 amino acids)
Source: RefSeq, a predicted model, not a curated record